AUGGAUGAAUCUCUUGUGCAGGAGUGGAUCACCCAGGUCCUUGUGCCGUUUCUGAAGCCCAUUUGCGAGGGAAAUGGACGCCGCAGGGAGUCCUUAGUGGUGUUGGGCUCCUACCGCGGCCACUUGACCGAAGCCGUCGGUCAGACCAUGCGCAUGUUCCGGCUGACGCGGGCGGACAAGGGUGAGGUGGAAUUGCUGGAGGAUGUGAACGAGCUGGUUGACGACGAGGUUGUCGUCAACCCCUACUACGCGGAAGCCCGCGUGACGGCCGAGGUGCUGCAGGCGGACGACGACGCCAUGGAGGUGGAGGAGGAGGGGUACGGGGCUGGAGAAGGCGGGGAUGCAGAAGAGUGGAGCGAAGCCGGCUUUGACUGGUGGCUCCCCGACGGAGAGGAGGUUGAGGAGUGGCAUGCUGGGGACGAUGAUGAGUAG
Molecule: messenger RNA, 432 nt
Organism: Closterium sp. Yama58-4
Lineage: Eukaryota; Viridiplantae; Streptophyta; Zygnematophyceae; Desmidiales; Closteriaceae
Source: the annotation of a GenBank genome assembly